This is a messenger RNA of Aaosphaeria arxii CBS 175.79, 2097 nucleotides long. RefSeq lists its product as uncharacterized. The transcript has a single exon. The record is from RefSeq and is a predicted model, not a curated record. Bases 1 to 2097 code for a protein of 698 amino acids. NCBI's taxonomy places the organism in Eukaryota, Fungi, Ascomycota, Dothideomycetes, Pleosporales.
AUGUCGCCGUCUCCCGCCAAAACCUUGGCCGAUCUUACACCGUACAUUGUCAACGACUCAGUCUACACCCUAAACGUACACCAUCCUGCAUCCGAUCCUGUCCCUGAUCCUGAACCUGAGUUCUUCGCAGUCACGAAACGUGAUUCUGGUAACCACAACGACUUCGAUGUUAGCCUGCCUGCAAAGCCUGCUCUUGCGAUCGACUCCAUUCACCCAAGCACCGGGAUUUCUUCCGAGCACGCUGGUCGUGUCACGAUUGGCAUAGAGGACUCGACGUAUACACCACGGUCUCAACUUGCACCCGACACACUCGCAAACCUGUCGUCCGAAAACUCGUGCGGUCCAACUUCAUCUGUUCCAAGUACCUGGGACGUCUCUCCAGAGGCAGACGCCAAUUCUUCCCCACCAAGUCUCCUCCCGAGCAGAUUUGGAUGUAUCAAUACCGAAAGUAAGCUAUCACACUCUGGUCCAAUGUCGUCCACUUCGGGUUCCAGCGAUGAUGUUUCGCGAAAAGACACCACGCGCUCUUCAACAAGCAGCAUCGCUAGGGGCCUCAGGAGAACGAAUCCGGACAUGAGAAUGUUCGACCAGGCCAAAGAGGCUAACGACUCCAGGAAAAGACGCAAUUCAGAGAGUACUGAUGAACAUCCCCGCCCUCAGACGAAAUUAGCAUACGUACCCCCAAACUUCAAUUCUCCGCCCGUAUCGGAAGUACUUCAUGGCGUAGAAAAAGCCUCGCAACAGAUCCAGCAUACAGAAGAACAUGUCAAGAAAGUCAAUAUCACCAGUCCAACGCAAAGGGGAAUAAAAGACAGGAGGAACCUGCUUCCGACGGAAGCACAGAAGCUUACUCUUCCAAUGGAAUUAUCGUCGCUCCCCGGACGUUGCAUGCCAGCAGCGGCGCUCGUAAAUCUCAAGGAUCUUUCACACCCUCGGCCGCAAAGCCCAUCCGUUCACAAGGUGCCUCUAACUUGUGCUGCUGCAAGCUCUGACUCCUCGCCCGGCUUUCUUCCAUUCACCGUUACUACUAUAUCCAGUGGCUCAUCGAUCAGUCACGAUGGAAUGCCCUCACCGCAGUCACCCCAAAGCCCCCAGGCUCGUCGCACCAAGGACCUCCGAUACACGUCCCGUUCGCUGUUCGGAAGGAAUCGUAAUGGUACCAACGACAAUUCACAGCCAAAGGCAAACCAGACUUCUCUCCCAUCACCGAUUAGCCCUAAUACAACAGCCAUGGAGGAGGCCCAGCAAAUAGCGAAAAACACUCGGAGGCGCUGGGGUGGGUCCAAAUCAUUCAACACAGAGCCGCUUACCCCGGAUUCACCAAGUCCCGAUUCAUCGAGCCAACGCUUCUCUUUAAGCCGAUUUCUCAACGGCAGGAAACAUAAACGAAGCUCUUCGGGCACUUCCCCUGCGCACACUGUUUGCUCAGAUGAGCCUAGCAUAAGAGGCUCUACAUCUUUUCCGCAAGAGGCAUUCCUGGAAAGUUUAGCUCAUUUAUCGUGUCCACCGGAUUUUGUUCCACCUGGUCUCCAGCGUGUUCCUACGCCCAACCCUAACAACAAGGACCGCGAUGCAAAACCGAACGACUUCUCCUUCGACUCCAUGGGCAAUCUGAAGGCCAAUCAUUCAUCAACCGCACGAAGAGAGGAGUGGGACUCUGAUGCACUUCUCUUGUCCGCGAUUAGAUAUCACGCUCCCUUUUCCGACGUUUCCUUUACCGACUCAUCAUAUCGACCUUCGCCACGAUCGAAGCCGCGAUCAGAUUCUCCGGUACCAAUGGUUGAUCAAGAUGAUUGGUUCCGCGUGCAGUACGGUUAUGAGGACUCUAUGUACUGUAACGAACAGCUCUUCAGCCCGGAGGCUCGCGCAAAGCAUGAGUGGGUCCUUCCGGAGCAUUUACCCACGAGCCCGCUCUGCCCAUUGCACGUGAAAUACAAAGGAGCAAAUAAAGGCGUCUGUGUUUACCACGGUAUAGAAGAAGACCAGGUCACUGGGUCGGAAAAGAAGAUGAAGACCAUGGAUACCCCUGUAGAGGAAAGGGUGGGAAGUCUUUCCAAAGUGAAGUCCAGGAGGCUGGCUAGUCUCUCUGGUCCUUAA